Molecule: messenger RNA, 3675 nt
Organism: Lasiodiplodia theobromae
Lineage: Eukaryota; Fungi; Ascomycota; Dothideomycetes; Botryosphaeriales; Botryosphaeriaceae
Product: IQ and HECT domain protein
Exons: 3
Coding region: 1-3675 (1224 amino acids)
Biological process (GO): protein polyubiquitination; ubiquitin-dependent protein catabolic process
Molecular function (GO): protein binding; ubiquitin protein ligase activity
Source: RefSeq, a predicted model, not a curated record
AUGUUCCAAACCUUCACCGGCUCUUCGCGCCGCCCUCGUCAGGUCAACCUCUCCGGCCGUGUCUCCAACCCCUUCGCCCAGCUCGGUGCUGGCCAAGGCUCGCAAUCCGCCGUCCAAAGCGCCCAGCAGGAGCGAGCCCAGCGUCAGCGCGAGCGUGACCGCCUCCACGCCGCCAGGAUUAUCCAGAAGACGUGGCGCGGCCAUGCCUGCCGCCGAGCCUUGUACCACCAGAUACGGCGGGAUUGGGAUGACUUGGAGAGCCAAUCCCAAGCCGACGCACCCUACCCCACCGAGGCCGAUGCCUUCCUCCAGAUCCAACGCCUUCUCCUCUUCGUGAACCUGCGCAAUGAGGAAGACCACCGGAGACUCACCCGCUACUGCAACCGCGCCAUGAAGUCGGAAUUCACAGGGGGGCCUUGGCCCAUGGCCUAUUUGCGAUUGGAGCAGGCAGUGCUGGGCACACUGACCCGCCAGGUGAAUGCUAUAUCUGAGAGGAUGAAGAAGACGGAUAAGGCUGGAAAGGAUGCCAAGAACACGGCUUCGUCAGUGCUUGAGGCUCCAGCUGUUUUGCCGUCGCUUGAAGCUUUGUGUUAUUUGAACGAGUUGAUACCCAAAGAGGCUGCUGUACUUUCCAACCUCUAUUAUCAAGCUAUGGCUAGCGUCACGGCAGCGGCUUUUUCCACCGACUCCCCGCCAGCGGGAGCUUCCGACCCGGAAGUGCAAAAGCAGGCCUUGUUCCGGGCAAUCGUCGGUCCUCUCACGAAAUUCCAUGCCAAUACUGAACUAGCAUAUGAAGCCUUCGCUGGCCACUAUCUCCACAUCGAGGCGUUGAGUUCUGGCGAUGCCUACACCUGCGCCGCAACAACUGGACAGGAAUGGUUGGAUCAGCUGGCAGCCAGCCUGAAUGUAAAGCUUCUUGCGCACUCUGUUGCCGAACUUGUGCGGACCUCAAGGAUCGAUAAAUAUGAGUUGAGCGUCGAGAGCCGCGUGCGCUUACUGGGCUGCUUCAUCUACUGCCAUAGGCACGCUCAUAACUUCAGCAGCGCCCAUGAGUACUCUUCUCAGAAAGACUUCGUCUCCGUAGUCUCGAACCUCCUCUCCUCUGUUGCUGACGAUGUCACGCUUGAUACUGCCAGCAUUGGCGAUGGCGACGAUGAGAGCAGCUGGAAGAAACAACCCUACAAGCGCAUAACUCUGGCACCCUUCCUGCAAGAGCAGAUUACGUCACUUGUCGACGAGAGCAGCAUUCGUGGUCUACUGGCGGAUAGGUCGAGCGAUUCGCUGGAUGACGAGGCGAGAGAGCUCGCCAGCUACGCGCUGACUCUCAUUCGCUUCUUCCCUCGUAGAGGCGAUGAAAUCCGCAUGUGGCUUUAUCUUGGCUCUAGCGACAUUCGAAGCACUCCAGCCAUCAAGUACUUCUGGCAGGCUGUCCGCGCCACCAGCGUAGUACAGAAAAUCUCCAGAGACUCGAGAGCUGCGAUUGAGUUAUUGAAAGAUAAGAAGAGCGCUCCUGCCGCUGACCGUUGGCAGGCGCCAUCAAUCUUGGACGACACUAACUCAGUGAUCACUAAGGAGUGGCAAGUUAUUCUGAUUUUCUUAGAACUCUACAUAUUCGUCCUGAAAGUUAUGGAUGAUGAGGAGUUCUUCUCGGGAGGCAACGUCAUGGACAUUGAUAGUGGGUCAAGGUCAUCGAGGACUCGGGAGAAUGCUCUUCCUUUGAGUGAUGUAAGAGACCUCACCGUUUUCCUCAAAAACCUAGGCUUCACCAUGUACUUCAACGCGUCGGAGAUUCUGGGAGAUGACCAACGGGAUACGUCAUCCACCGGUGGGAUUCGGGAUUUCUUCAGACUAUCAUCAGCUCCAAACGAGGCCACGGAAACUACUCAGCAGGAGCGAAAGCCUGAACAACACGCGAUAGGCGGUAUUACGGGAAUGAGCCUUGACUAUGUUAAAGGACUUGUAACUGGACUGCUGCGGAUGGUGUACGAGAGGGAUUCGCGUCGCAAGUUUUUACCUAAGGAUCACUGGCUGAUGACGUCUCGUUUCGACAUGGGUGGCUUUAUUUCUGCCGUGGUCGAAGAAGAGGAGAACCGGAACAGACUUCAAGAGGAAGACGACGAAGAUGCAGGUCAAGAGAUGGAUCAGGACAUUGACGGUCUCGACAUGAGCAGCGAGCGGCAUCUGAUCGGUACUCGACGGACUCAGCAGGCUCGGCACCUCGACAGGUUGCAGAUGCAGCAAAGGAGAGCUAGCCGGAAGAGGUACCUGCAACUCGUGGCGCCGCGCCUGGAAAUACUGCAAAACAUGCCCUUUUUCAUACCCUUCACAACCCGGGUACAGAUAUUCAGGGAGUUUGUACGUCUGGACCAGAUCAAAAGGAGGCAUGGCCGGAUCGAUCCCGACCAGUGGCGCAUGGCUAUGAUUCACGAACUUCAUUCGCGCGAUCACAUCGACAGGCAUCACGCCAAAAUCAGACGCCAGCACGAGUUUGACGAUGCGUUUGAGCAGUUCUACGGACUUGGCGAGCAGCUAAAGGAACCGAUUCAAAUUACCUUCGUGGACCAGUUCGAUACGGUUGAAGCUGGCAUUGAUGGAGGUGGCGUUACGAAAGAAUUCCUAACCAGCGUGACUAGCCAGGCGUUUGCACCGACACCAACCGGCAUCAACAUGUUCGUGGAAAAUGAGGCGCAUCUACUUUAUCCCAACCCGUCGGCAGUGGAGCACCAGAAGGAGAUACUGCGUGAAGUAGGAGUGAAGGAGGGAUCAAGUCUUUGGACCGAGCAACUACGGAACCUCCUCGAUCGGUACGAGUUCCUUGGACGCAUCGUUGGCAAAUGCCUUUACGAAGGGAUUCUUGUGGAUAUCAACUUUGCUCCGUUCUUCCUGCUCAAAUGGGCUCUAACUGGUGGUUUGAACUCUGCUACCAAAGAGUCGGGUUACCGCGCGAAUCUCAAUGACCUCCGCGACCUCGACGAGGAUCUCUACCAGGGACUCCUCAAACUGAAGAACUAUCCUGGCAACGUCGAAGAAGACUUGUCCCUCUACUUCACCAUUACUGACGUCAUCCGCACCGACCCUAUAACGGGCAAGCAGACGACCGUCACCAAAGAACUUUUGAAGGAUGGCGCCAACACCCCAGUCACGGACCGGAACCGGCUUGUCUAUAUAUCUCUCGUCGCGCGCCAUCGUCUCCAAGUGCAGCCAGCCAUGCAGACCGGAGCCUUCCUCCGUGGCCUCUCAGCAAUGAUCUCGCCGUCUUGGCUCAGCAUGUUCAACCAGUCGGAGCUCCAGACGCUCAUCGGCGGCACUUCGAGCAGCAUCGACGUGGCCGACUUGCGGCGCAACACGCAGUACGGCGGUCUCUACGUCAUCGGCGACGACGGCCUGGAGCACCCGAGCGUCCAGCUCUUCUGGCGCGUCAUGGAGAGCUUGUCCGACGAGAACAGGCGCGCCGUGCUCAAGUUCGUGACGAGCACGCCGCGCGCGCCGCUGCUCGGCUUUGGCAGCCUGAACCCCAGGUUCAGCAUCAGGGAUGCCGGUAACGACAUGACCAGGCUGCCCAGCACGAGCACGUGCGUGAAUUUGCUGAAGCUGCCGUUGUACAAGGAUGAAAAUACGUUGAGGGAGAAGUUGCUGUACGCAGUAAACUCCGGGGCCGGGUUCGAUUUGUCGUAA